Molecule: messenger RNA, 1311 nt
Organism: Rhodotorula graminis WP1
Lineage: Eukaryota; Fungi; Basidiomycota; Microbotryomycetes; Sporidiobolales; Sporidiobolaceae
Exons: 5
Coding region: 1-1311 (436 amino acids)
Biological process (GO): regulation of DNA-templated transcription
Molecular function (GO): sequence-specific DNA binding; DNA-binding transcription factor activity
Source: RefSeq, a predicted model, not a curated record
AUGCUCGAGCCCGACCAAGCUGCCGCGAUGGAGCGCGAGCGGCAGGCGAGCAGCAUCAGCAACAGCGGCACCCGGCACCCGCACCACCAGCUUCUGCAGCAGCCCGGCCCGCCGGACGCACCAACGGCGACACCGUCGUUCGACCCUUCCUCGUCGCAUGGAGCGUCGCACAGCUACGCCUCGGGCAUGGCCGCCGCGUACCCGUCGGCGACGACGUGCGACUGCGCCGACUGCUUCUCCGGCGCCGCGCCGUCGUGGGCCCUCGAGCACCCUGUCGAGCAGCACAUCUACGAGUCGCCGUACCCGACACCGUACGACCCGUCGCAGGCCGGCGUGCCGUACCAGUUCGAGCCGUCGACGUCGGUCCUCCAGCAGCCGACCUUCGAGUACCGCCCGCAACUCGAGUCGUACGACCUCGCGCCCGCCCAAUUCGCCUACGCCCCUCCUCCUGCCCCUCUCCCGUCCCCUCCCGAAGAAGAGGCGCAGUACGCCUCCUUCGCUCGCCCUCGACCCGCUCCCUCGCCAUGGACCCAGCCUUUCGCCGUCCCGUCGUCCGCCUCGUUCGUGCCCGCUCCGCCCGGGCCCUCUCGACCACCGCCCUACAAGCCGUACACGCCCUACCGCUUCGAGGAGCCGGCGGCGCCGGUGCCGACCUACCAGCAGGCGCCGUCGACGACCCUCCAGCCCGAGGCGCCUGUCCUCGACCGGCGGCGCAGCAGCGGCCAGAGCAGCGGCGUCUCGACGGUGCCCACGACGUCGAGGUCACGUCGACCGUCGAACCAGUCGACGGGGAGCCCUCGUGGGAGCGAGGGCAGCGGCGGGAGCGAUGCCGGGCUCGACGAGCGCACGACGACGCCUUUCAUGACCAAGCUCCACUUCCUCGUCAACAACCCCGAGCUCAGCGAGUGGAUCCGCUGGUCGGCCGACGGCCGGUCGUUCGUCUUUGCCCAGGGCUCGAAAGCUCUCUCCGAGGCGUUCGCCCGGGUCUUCCGCCACGGCAACGCGCACUCGUUCGUGCGGCAGCUCAACAUCUACGACUUCAAGCGCCUCUCGUCGCUCGAGCUGCACUCGGCCGUCGAGUCGGUCCCGCACCCGACCUCUCGCCUCACGUCGGCCGACUUUUCGGGCUUCUCGCACCCGCUCUUCUACCGCGACUCGCCGGGCGACGUGUGCGACCUGAGCAAGCUGCGGCCCAAGAUGGGCAAAAAGUCGUCGAGCAAGAGCCUCGCGUCCGGGUCGGUGGGCAACCGGGCUCGCACGCUUCGCUCGGACGGCAAGGUCGGCGGCGGCAUGACCGGGAGGAAGGUGUGA